Messenger RNA from Bursaphelenchus xylophilus (pine wood nematode), 6766 nucleotides. The record is from the annotation of a GenBank genome assembly. Lineage: Eukaryota; Metazoa; Nematoda; Chromadorea; Rhabditida; Aphelenchoididae.
AUGCGAGUAUUUUUCUGCCGCUGGGGCCGCACCACGGCAUCCCAGACGGUCUACGAAGGUCGCAACCAUUGUUGCGGACAGAAAUGGUGCAACAAGGACAUUUGCGGGCUGUUUUGCGCCGCGUUUACCUGGUAAGUUCGGUUUUCUAUUGAUUUUCCGUUUUUAGGUGCGGUUUCCAUGAAUUAUAUCGGCCCAUAAUUCCCUUUCGGGAAGUGCAAACUUUUCAGUAGUGUGUGAAUUACUAAUUCCAGCUGGAUGUGAAUGAAAAGUUCGAGAAAUUCAGACUAAAUUUAGCGGAAUUUUUGAACAGAAAUUAAUGUCAAGUGUAAUGUUAGAGUUUGUUGUGAUACGGAGGGCAAAUAAGUGAUGGCCAUUCGAUUGCUGGUGAUUUAGCAAGAAGAAUUGAUACUUCAGCUGCUAAAAAGUAUUGACCAGCAGCUCACAUUGUUUUAACACCUAAAAAAUUGGGUUUCCUCAGAGCAGCUUGAUCUGAUGGGUAAUAUCAAGGAAAUCCAAUUUGUGGCCUGUAAUUGGAAGGGAGAUAAUCGGCGAUUGUUCAAAUAGCUUUUUUAGUCAAAGAAGCAUCUUUAAAAGAUAUAAACCAGGUGUUUAUGUUGCACUUGACAUUCAAAUUUUUCAACUUUUUUCUUCACUGUCAGAUUGGUGAUGCAUAAUAUGAAAAUAUCGAGAUUGCUUAGCAGAAACAGCAAAAUUUUUGAUAAAAUACGAUUUUUCACUUCUAUUGUUAUUCUAGUACUUACAUAGAAGCAGUUUUACCUCAAUAAUUUACCUUCUCCUUCAGGUUCCUAAUGGGUUAUGGUGAGUUCUGCGUGUUCUUCAUCUUCAUGUCGACAGCAUCAGUCCGACCGUUCAUACAGGGCGCCAAUUUCAUUGUCUUCCAAACAUUUGCGAUAUUGGCGUUCAUUUCGCAUUUCCGGACAAUGACCACGGACCCGGGUGCUGUGCCCAAAGGAAAUCUCACAGAAGAUUACUUUAACAGACUCCAGGCCGAGCGAGAUCGUGGUGCUCCAAUUUACAAGUGCCAUCGGUAUGUUUUUGAGCUUUUUUCUUUGUGUUUUUAGGUGUUUGGCGAGAUUUUGGAUAUUACACUAGAGGAAGUUGGGCGAGAUUUUGGGUUUUAUCUAUCUCGAUAGCUAAAGAAGAGGGUGUUGAGGCUUUUCUCGGCUCUAAGAUGGAUUUCGAAAACAUUUCGUUUAUAGGUCAAGGAAAAAUUAUAUUGCACUAGAUAAAAAAAAUUCCAAUAUUUUUAAUUCUUUGUCUUUAUGAUGAUGAAUGUAAAAUACGCAUCGCCUUGAUUUUUAAAUGCUUUAAGUAUGUCUGGAGUAAAUUUUAGAGUUAUUUUUAUAUUACACUAGGCAAGUACAAUAUAUUUUUUUUGUGCUUUUUCUCUAAACCUCCAAAUUCUUUCAGAUGUGCCUCAGUCAAGCCAGAUCGAGCUCAUCAUUGUAGUAUUUGCGAUCGAUGCAUCCGCAGGAUGGACCAUCAUUGCCCUUGGGUGAAUAAUUGUGUCGGAGAGUCGAAUCAGAAGUAUUUCGUACUAUUUACUGUGAGUUUUUAACAUUUUUUUGCACAACAAUGCAGUUUGGAAUUACUUUAAAUAAUUUUUCGAUAUUAUUUUAGCUCUACAUAGCGCUAAUGUCAAUCCACGCACUUGGAUGGACAAUUUCUCAGUUCGUCACAUGCGUAAACACUGACUUCCGAGGCUGCAGCUACUUUAGUGGGCCGGCAACCACAAUUAUGUUGAUUUUCCUAUUGUUUGAGACCAUUUUGUUCGCGAUCUUCACCUUGGUCAUGUUUGGAACUCAGCUUUCGGCGAUUUGCUCGGAUCAAACGGGAAUUGAAAGUCUAAGAAAGGAGAAUCAUAAGACGCAAAGCGGCAUGAAGAAUAUGCAGGUGAGAUUUUAGAAUUGUUUUUUUUUUGGUUUUUAGAAAAAAAAUGGAGCAAUUUCACCAAGGUGAAGAUAAAAUUUAUCUGAAAUGGAAGAUUUCUAUAGACUUUUUGGCUCAAAAAGGUUCCAUAGGGAAUAAAAAAGCUAUUGAAGGAAGCAAAUUAAUUUUUCGAUAUUAUACUUGACCUUAUAGAACAUCAACAGAAUUUUUUUUGCUUGGUCCGGAAAACUCUUGUUUUUUGUUUUAAUUGGCCGUAAAACAGAGUAGUUAUUACUUUUAAAAGUCAAUUGAUAAUUAACGGCUAGAGAAAUUGCACUUUUAAAGCUUUGAAAUUUGAUUGCACUGUGCGGAGGAAAGUUUUUGCACAGUGCAACAAAAGAAAUCCGCACCGUGCGAAAAAUAGAAUUUUUAUGGUGGGCGUAAAAAUAAUGGAGAAGUAUUAACGACUCACUCAGUAUUAGACGAUUAUAACCACCGUUUUUUCUCCUCUUAUGGGAAGUUUUAUGGCUGUAAUCAGGAGAUUAGAGAGAAAUUGCCGAACGGACGCCAUUUGAUGGCGUCUGGAGCUGAAAAUAGAUUUAUGGAAAGACCAAAAUAUUAAAGAAUGAAGUUAGGGAGAGUAUACAGAGCAGUAAGAAGGGUAAAAGUGAGAAAUAGGGCUUUAGAAUAAAAUUUUAAAAAUUAUUUUGGAAUUUUUGUGGACGAAGUUGAAUUUUAGAGGAUUUUGAAGGCUAAAUGGAGACAGAAUGCGUAAUGCAGGCGUUUAGAAUACGUAAUGUUUAUUUUUGGUCCGGUAGUUGAUGCAAAAUUAACAGAAAGAAUUGAUAAUACAAGAAAAAAAAAUCAAAAAAUGACGUCUUGGCAAGUAUACAGUGGCGGAGCUGAUCCAGUGGCAAAAAAACGCACCAUUUUGCAUUUGAGAAGUACCAAAAAAACGCGGAAAAAUACCUCCCUCUCCUGAAAAAAACUCCGGUUUUGAAAGCGCACCCGCUUUUUUUGUGAGCCAGACGGAGUUUUUUCAGAUGGAGAGGGAGGUAUUUUGCUGCAUUUUUGAUACUUCUCGGUUGCAAAAUGGUGCGUUUUCUGCCACUGGAUAGCGUCCGCCACUGUAUACUUGCCGAGACGUCAUUUUUUUGAUUUUUUUCUUGUAUUUUCAAUAAUUUCUGCAAAUUUUGCUUCAAUUACCGUACCAAAAAUGAACAUUAUGCAUUCUAAACGCCUGCAUUCUAUCUCCAUUUAGCCUUCAAAAUCCUCUGAAGUGUAACACUGUAAUAUAAAAUUUUGAAAAAAACAUUAAAAAUAAUGAUUGUGAUGGAGUUUGCAGUCUCAAAUUCACAAGAAAUGUGAUGAAUGACUUAAGAAAUCCAAAAACAACGAAAAAAGUAUAAAAAAUCGCCGAUUUUAGGUGGUGUUCGGCGGCCCAUUCUCGAUACACUGGUUCAACCCGCUGGCGGCACCGUUCAUCAGCGAAAAAGCCUUCGAAUUCUCUGUGUGAGCGCGAUGGCAACUGCAUUUCCAACCCCGAAAACAUACCUGUAAAUAUGGCGUAAUACGAAAAUCAUUCGAUAUAAUGAAAAAGGCGUAUUUUUUUAUUCAAAACGAGGUUUUCUCCUUUGUUUUUUUUGUUUCGGGCUAGUGAAACAUGUAUCUUAUUAUGUGACAAAGUCUUCCCGAACAAAUAUAUAGUCUAGAACUCAAAUUUUAGUCGGUUGUAUUUUUGAAAAGUCGAUCUUUUGACUCUGUUUUAGCUUAAUUAUGGUAUACUGUUGUUAUUUGUGUAUUUUUAACUUGGAUUAACUACUUAUAAAGUGAUAAAGGAAGCAAAUAGUAAUCUGGAAAUGUUUGGGGUAAAGUACUUUAAGGCCGAUUGGUGAAAUUUGACGAUUUUUUAGGAGACUUGCCAGAUUUUGGUUCACGUUUUGCAGAAAUUACCACGAGAUUUCGGCUCGAAAUGUGUCAAAAAUUCCGUUUUUUUUUGAGGUUUUUUAAGUGCUAAAGUUGGCAUGAUUUCAAGGUCUGAAGUAAAAAGUUUCUACAAAGUAUUCCCCGCGGGCCGGGCCGCGAUUUUCGGGGAGUCGAUUUUUAGAUCGAAAGUCGGCGAAAAUUUAGGACUUUUUGCCGAAUUUCGGCACGAAAAGUUUCAUGCCUAUUUCAACCGUAAAGGAUAUAGUAAUGUUUCUACAAAAAAUCAAAUUUUUCCGCACGAAACUGCCAAAGUUAUGGCCAAAAAGCGCUUUUCUCUCUGACUGCUCUCCACGUUUAUCGUGCUCUCUCGGCGACAAAAAUCGUUCGAUAUCUCGGCGGCGCCCGCAAAGCGCGAGCUAAAACUUUCAGGAAUUGAUAUUUAGUCCAUAGCCGACGUGUGUGCAAAAUUUAAAGGAAAUCUGAGCGUCGCACUUGGAGUACUUCCCCUGUAAGAUAACCACAUUUGCCAGGCUUUCGAAAAUGUAUUGAGGCUGUGAUUAAGACUCUGGGAUCAUUAAGCGUUCCAGAAUUGUAAUCUUUCCCCUCUGACGGAGAAUUAAUCAUUACUAUUUAGCAUUUUUAGUCAUUACUAUUUAAGCCGUCAGCAAAUUUCUCUAAUUUUUAAAUUCCGAGAAAUAUUUUUUAUUUCCUUGGAAUUUUAAAUGUUUUCUCCUACUGUAAUUUGGCUCUUUUUCAUUUGCAUAAUUGUGCAAGUUGAUGCUCAACGCCGUAAUGGUCCGUUGAUUUUGCGCCGCAGUUUGGAGGAAAUUUGCCUCCAAACGCUGCAAAACAAUCUCCAUCCGGACCUGCAGCUCGGACAAUGUACCCCAUACUUUAUUCGUUGUCAGUUCGACGAAAAUAAUCGAGUUAAAAUACGACUGGGCGGUUGUUCGAACGGAAAAGUCUUCCUGGGCGAUCGAUGUACGAGUGUGGAGAAGAUGGGCAAAGCUUGUCUGGAUCAGAGUGUUAAUCUGGUGAAUGCCGCAAGCGGCGUGUUGGCACAGGUAAGAGAAGUGACGUUGAGCCUUUUUCUUAUCAGUCUGUCGGGAAAAUAAUGAGCACAAUGUCGCUGCGCCGAUCGUGUCGCUAAAAUUAAAAGACAAUUCAUUUUCUCGGCGGCGAUUCGAUUUUCGAUGCGACAUUGUGCUCAUUAUUUUCCUGACAGACUGGUAUAAGGCAAUGUUGUUGUCUUCGGAGUCUCCAAAUUGUUUUCAGGCCACCGGAUUCUGCGAGAAGAACACAAAAACACCGGCCGUUUUCUUCGGCGCCGAGACUGACUGUUCCCAACAAGCGAUCCUCUGUAUACCUGGCGGCGAGGUUCCGGCAAUCCCAUUUGCCUGUCCGAUAGGUAAAAUACGUUCCCUAAUCUUUCGUCAAGUGGGUUGUUUUCCCGUAUUGUUAGCAUGUAUCUUGUGAAAUAUUGGUUUUAGAGUGUGCGUGUAUGCUUCUUAUUUUUAUUUUUGACGUUUAUGUUUUCAUGUGUUUCGAUCGUGUAUGCGUUUUAUUUUUUGUUUCUCUUAUUUUUAUGCAUUCCCAUUUGUGUAUCCUUUGUGUGAGUUCUUUUUUGUUCUUUGAAUACGUUUUUUUCCGAUGAUUUAUAGGUCUUCAUGUUGAUCCGAACUCCUUGGCCUGCGUUUUUGCCGAUCCAGGACCGUGUAGGUUCGGCGAGGACAAGGCGACCAUAUUCUUCCCAGUUCAAGCCACCCUGAACCGAUUGUGGUGUCGUCGGGAAGCGGAGGAGCGUGACAAUGGGCAUGGCCUUUCGAGAAGCGGCGAUUUUGCAGCUGAACCGGAUUCAAUUCGUUGUCGAAAUUGGUUUGUGAGUUGUGAAAAACGCAACGACCUUACGUUCGGAUUCUGUUCUACGGGAAGUAUUUUUGAUCGUAAGCACAAAGGAUGCAGAAAAUUGAAGGAGAAAGAUCAAUGUCCAGCUCAGUUUGACUGUGUGUAAGUUGUCUGGCUGCUUGAAAGUUUCCACUGUGCGAAAUUUCAUCGAAAAUUACGCGAUUUCAGCAAAAACCCAUGGCAGAAUAUUGUCCCAGAUCCAUGUAAGCCGGAUUUCACUUACUGUAAAGGCGCCACUCCCGUGGAAUUCCGCUGCCCGAAGGACUCGAUUCUUGGAGAAGAUGGGGAAUGUGUUUCCAAAGAGUUUGUCGGCACCUGUCAGCCAAAACCCGCGCCAGAUUGUAUCAAUGGAGAAGUUUACGAUAAAAACGGAAAUCCUUGCCCAGGUAAAUCUACUGUAAACUGUUAUGACGUAGAAUUAUUUCCCCAGAUAUUCCAAUGAUCCCGGAGCGAGAAUGCGAAGAUGGAGAAAGUAAAGCGCUGAAGGAGAGUUGCAGUUUGUUCAAGCGUUGUAUUAACGGUCAUUAUGAGCUGAGAAGAUGCCCCAAAGGCUCAGGAUUCCACCCGAAAGUCAAGGAGUGCGAAACGACGUACAAGUGCCCAGAGAAUGAUGGAGAUAACAUUUACGACUCGGGUAUGAAAUUUUUAAAAUUUCUCUGACCGUUUCUCUUGAUUUUCCAUAGUCUCGCGUUUGCACAGAAUAUCUCGUUUGAACCGAAAAGUUGUCAGCUAAGAACUGUAUAUGAAAUUUUUAGAUUACAACUACUCUCCUACAACGACUAAGAAACCUGCACCACCACCUCAACCACAAGAUCCGUAUAACCCGCAGUACCCUAACCCUCCAUAUCAACAUUGGUCGCCGCAUUCGGCUUGCCGUGAAGAUCCAGGAAUUGCCGGAUAUCAUCGAGAUCCCCUGAACUGCGCUAACUUUUAUCAAUGCGCGAGUGGGAGAUGGGUCCAUAAGAAUUGCGCCCCAGGCACGCAUUUCAAUCCAAAUGGGCCAUUUUGCGACCAUAUUGGAAAUGUCCCUGGAUGUCCAGUCUAA